AUGUUAACGCAACGUCUAACCGCCACGCAUCCACACUUCGCAAACCAUCUAGACGAGGUAGUCGACGCAGCUACUUCGCAGAACAGACUCUUCCAGCGUCGUACGUCGGUAUAUCAGAAAUACCACCUCCUUGAAAACAUCAGGAAGAAAUCAUGGCGUGGUCCGCCCUCAGAGGCACGUCUACCCAUCCCACACUUCCGCAUACCGUAUACUCUAUACACGAUAUACGGCGGUUUAUCCUUCUCUCUCGAGAACGACGAUAAACAAAUCGGCAUCGCCCUCGCCAUCCGCGAUACAGUCUACUUCCUUGAUUUCUGCGAACAUCAUUUCUCAAUCGAACAGCAUGAAGCCAGCGCUGUAGGGGAGAUAGUUACGCAGUUCAUAAUCGACCAGCUACGAACCUACGAAAAGGACCAUUUGGAGAAGUUCUUCGGAAUCGCUCUGCCUUCGCUUCUGGUCGAGAAGUGUUCGAAGCUAUGUUCGCGCAUGUGGGCGGAGCUAGACAUCGUGCCGUUCGUACUUAAUCCGCAAGGCCCGCAGAAUGUAGAGUGGGUUAAUAUGCAGCUGUGGCAGAAUAAGACGCUAGAUGAGAGAGCGGAAUCAAUUGCUAGGAAGUGCAUUACCUACUUUGGUCCGAACCAAGCGCCGCUAUUGCAGGUUGGGUUCCGAGGGCUGGUUGAUGUUGAUGCCGGCUCGACGGCGGUGCUUACCUCUUUGUCUGAUUAUGAGAAGACGGUUGACGAACGGACAUGGAGAGCCGUGAUGAAGUAUGCGGCUGAUAUGAAAGAUCGGAACAUCAGGGUUGCGUUUUUCAGCAGCACGCCGCAAGGCGGAGGUGUGGCGUUGAUGAGACAUGCUCUUGUCAGGUUUUCUCACGUCCUUGGAACGGAUAUCAAGUGGUUCGUGCCACGCCCGCGACCAGGUGUAUUCCGCAUCACGAAGAAUAACCAUAACAUCAUGCAAGGCGUGGCUGAUCCAGACCAACGUCUAACCGAUCAACAUAAACAGGCUCUAACGGAUUGGAUCCUCGCGAAUGCAAAUAGGUACUGGUUCGGUAAAGGCGGACCCCUUGAGCCCCCGGAGAAGGGAGGAGCGGAUAUCAUUAUCAUUGAUGACCCGCAGAUGCCAGGCUUGAUACCCCUGAUUAAAAAGGCUACACCCAACAGACCUGUUAUAUACAGAAGCCAUAUACAGAUCCGAAGUGAUCUGAUUGACCAGCCUGGUUCGCCGCAGGCGGAGUGCUGGGAAUAUUUCUGGGAUAGUAUCCGCCAUGCUGAUUUAUUUAUCAGUCAUCCCGUUGAGGCGUUUGUGCCUAGUAAUGUCCCCAAGGAGUCUGUCGGUUACCUUCCUGCUGCCACUGAUUGGUUGGACGGUCUGAAUAAACCCAUGGAUGACUGGGAUCUCGGAUAUUACGGUCGUGUGUUCAAUAAUAAAUGCAGAGAGAUAGGCAUGACCACCAUCGACUAUCCAAUGGACGAAUAUAUCGUGCAAGUAGCCCGCUUCGAUCCGUCAAAGGGAAUCUUCGAUGUUCUCAGAUCCUACGCCAAAUUCCACGAUCUCAUCAAGGGCGUCCCUGAUGUCGCUACGCCUAAACUUCUAAUCUGCGGACACGGCUCGGUAGACGACCCAGACGGCGCCCCCGUCUACGACGCCGUAAUAGAAUACGUAUCCAAACAGCUCCCUCACCUAAAAUCAAAAAUAUGCAUCAUGCACAUUCCCCCCUCCGACCAAAUCCUUAACGCAGUCCUUUCAAAGGCCAGAAUUGCUCUCCAGCUAUCCACGCGCGAAGGAUUCGAAGUCAAAGUCUCCGAGGCCCUGCAUAAAGGCAAACCCGUCAUCGCUACCAAAGCAGGCGGUAUACCGCUACAAGUCCAGCAUGGCAAAAACGGAUACCUGGUGGAAGUCAGCGACACCGACGCGGUAGCGAAACACCUCUACGACCUAUGGACGGACAGCGAUCUGUAUGAUCGAAUGAGCUCGUAUGCGCAGGGUAGCGUCAGCGACGAGGUUUCGACUGUCGGCAACAUCUUGUCCUGGCUGUAUCUAGCCAGUUCGAUGUCAAGAGGCGAUAAAUGUAAGCCGCAUGGUAGGUGGGUUAAUGAUAUGGCUAGGGAAGCUGCUGGAGAGCCCUACGUGCCUGGUGAGAAUAGGCUGAAGCGCGCGGUGGAUGUGAAGCCGUUUGGCCAUUGA
This is a messenger RNA of Nannizzia gypsea CBS 118893, 2190 nucleotides long. RefSeq lists its product as hypothetical. The coding region runs from base 1 to 2190 and encodes 729 amino acids. Gene Ontology annotation, molecular function: glycosyltransferase activity. The transcript is spliced from 6 exons. NCBI's taxonomy places the organism in Eukaryota, Fungi, Ascomycota, Eurotiomycetes, Onygenales, Arthrodermataceae. The record is from RefSeq and is a predicted model, not a curated record.